Mustela lutreola (European mink) is the source of this 7258-nucleotide messenger RNA. RefSeq names its product solute carrier family 6 member 5 (gene SLC6A5). Gene Ontology annotation, cellular component: membrane. Gene Ontology annotation, molecular function: glycine:sodium symporter activity. The record is from RefSeq and is a predicted model, not a curated record. The transcript has 16 exons. Lineage: Eukaryota; Metazoa; Chordata; Mammalia; Carnivora; Mustelidae. Bases 311 to 2704 code for a protein of 797 amino acids. Gene Ontology annotation, biological process: glycine import across plasma membrane; sodium ion transmembrane transport; synaptic transmission, glycinergic.
CCGCCGGCUUCGGUUUAGUAAUCAGACCCACAUGAGUCACGUCAAACACGCAGCCUCCUCCCGCCGGAGGGACAACUGGCCAGCGUACUCUCGGCUGUUGUCCCUUUAAAACUCGAAUCCAAGGGGGUAAUGAUUUAUCAAACUUGUGUUAUCAAGAAAAUGUCAAACGAAGGGCACCUUGCUUUGCACUGACGCAAACCUGGCCUUUCCCAAGGAGAUAUAGAAAGCGCCUCUCUUGCUGGAGUCAAACCCAGUCUUGUCAAUAGCUGGUUUCACUCUCAACCGGUUCAAUCUGUUGCCCGUGUCAGACAUGGAUUGCGGUGCUCCCAAAGAAAUGAACACACAACCAGCCAACAGCCUGGGGGCGGCGAUGGCGGUGGGCCACCGCGAUGGCCCGUGCGCACCCAGGACGAGCCCGGAGCAGGAGCUUCCCCCUGCCGCCGCCGCGCCAACGCCGCGUGUGCCCAGGUCCGCUUCCACAGGCGCCCAAACUUACCAGUCCCCUGACCCGCGAGCCUGCGAGACCGAGCGGCCGGGAGUGGGGACUUGCAAACUCAGUAGCCCGCGGGCGCCGGCGGCCUCCGCAGCUCUGAGAGACUUGAACGAGGCGCGCAGCGCGCAGGCCGCCGCUCCUUCUGGGGCCGCCGAGCCCGGCAACGCUCUUCAUUGUAAGAUUCCGGCCCUGCGCGGCCCCGAGGGGGAUGCUAACGUGAGUGUGGGCAAGGGCACCCUGGAGCGGAACAAUACCCCGGCUGUGGGCUGGGUGAAUAUGAGCCAGAGCACCGUGGUGCUGGGCACGGAUGGAAUCACGUCCGUGCUCCCGGGCAGCGUGGCCACCGCUGUCGCCCAGGAGGACGAGCAAGGGGAUGAGAAUAAGGCCCGAGGGAACUGGUCCAGCAAACUGGACUUCAUCCUGUCCAUGGUGGGGUAUGCAGUGGGGCUGGGCAAUGUCUGGAGGUUUCCCUACCUGGCCUUCCAGAACGGGGGAGGUGCUUUCCUCAUUCCCUAUCUGAUGAUGCUGGCUCUGGCCGGGUUACCCAUCUUCUUCCUAGAAGUGUCCCUGGGCCAGUUUGCCAGCCAGGGACCAGUGUCUGUGUGGAAGGCCAUCCCGGCCCUACAAGGCUGUGGCAUCGCAAUGCUGAUCAUCUCCGUCCUAAUAGCCAUAUACUACAAUGUGAUAAUUUGCUACACACUUUUCUACCUGUUUGCCUCCUUUGUGUCUGUGCUGCCCUGGGGCUCCUGCAACAACCCUUGGAACACACCAGAAUGCAAAGAUAAAACCAAACUUUUAUUAGAUUCCUGUGUCAUCAGCGACCAUCCCAAAAUACAGAUCAAGAACUCAACUUUCUGCAUGACUGCCUAUCCCAACUUGACAAUGGUUAACUUCACCAGCCAGGCCAAUAAGACGUUUGUCAGUGGGAGUGAAGAGUAUUUCAAGUACUUUGUGCUGAAGAUUUCUGCAGGGAUUGAAUAUCCUGGCGAGAUCAGGUGGCCACUAGCCUUCUGCCUCUUCCUGGCUUGGGUGAUUGUGUAUGCGUCCCUGGCUAAAGGAAUCAAGACUUCAGGAAAAGUGGUGUACUUCACGGCCACGUUCCCAUAUGUCGUGCUGGUGAUCCUCCUCAUCCGCGGGGUCACCCUGCCCGGAGCUGGCGCUGGGAUCUGGUACUUCAUCACGCCGAAGUGGGAGAAACUCACGGACGCCACGGUCUGGAAGGAUGCUGCCACUCAGAUCUUCUUCUCUUUGUCUGCCGCGUGGGGAGGCCUGAUCACUCUCUCUUCCUACAGCAAAUUCCACAACAACUGCUACAGGGACACUCUCAUUGUAACCUGCACCAACAGUGCCACGAGCAUCUUUGCCGGCUUCGUCAUCUUCUCGGUGAUCGGCUUCAUGGCCAACGAACGCAAGGUUAACAUUGAGAACGUGGCGGACCAAGGGCCAGGCAUUGCAUUUGUGGUUUACCCAGAAGCCUUAACGAGGCUGCCCCUCUCUCCAUUCUGGGCCAUCAUCUUUUUCCUGAUGCUCCUCACUCUUGGACUUGACACUAUGUUUGCCACCAUUGAGACCAUCGUGACCUCCAUCUCGGACGAGUUCCCCAAGUACCUGCGCACACACAAGCCGGUCUUCACUCUGGGUUGCUGUAUCUGUUUCUUCAUCAUGGGCUUUCCGAUGAUCACUCAGGGCGGAAUUUACAUGUUUCAGCUUGUGGACACGUACGCGGCGUCCUAUGCUCUCGUCAUCAUCGCCAUUUUUGAGCUAGUGGGGAUCUCCUAUGUGUACGGCCUGCAAAGAUUCUGUGAAGAUAUAGAGAUGAUGAUUGGAUUCCAGCCAAACAUCUUCUGGAAAGUCUGCUGGGCGUUUGUAACUCCAACCAUUUUAAGUUUUAUCCUGUGCUUCAGCUUCUACCAGUGGGAGCCCAUGACUUACGGCUCUUACCGCUACCCUAACUGGUCCAUGGUGCUUGGAUGGCUCAUGCUCGCCUGUUCUGUUAUCUGGAUCCCAAUUAUGUUUGUGAUAAAAAUGCAUCUGGCUCCUGGCAGAUUUAUUGAGAGGCUCAAGUUGGUGUGCUCGCCACAGCCGGACUGGGGCCCGUUCUUAGCUCAGCACCGUGGAGAGCGUUACAAGAACAUGAUUGACCCACUGGGAACCUCUUCCCUGGGACUCAAACUGCCAGUGAAGGAUUUGGAACUGGGCACCCAGUGCUAGUCCACUGGCGUGGGAUGGCCCAGACUUGAUUGCGUUUUUCCUCUCUGCCUCCCCCUCAUGUUUCCCCCAGCUUUCUUCCCAUGUUCUUCUGUCUCCCCACAUCUUGGUUCAUGGCUGUGCAUGAGAGUGGUUAUGUAGAGAGGUAAGAUAUGGCGUCGCCUGCUGUUGUGAAGAGCUAGACAGACCACUUGAGGCACUCCUUUGCCCGAGUCCAUGGUGUUAGUUUCCAGAGCACAGGCCUUGACCCGCGGCAGGAGUGGCUCAGCCAGGUGAGCGCUUUCCAGUGAGGUCGCAAGCAGGUGUGCGCAACUUGGUCAGUAGGGAGGGAUCUGCUGCGUGUGUUGUCGUGGGUGGUGCCAUCAAGACAUAUAUAGGGCGGCAGACUCACAGGAUUGGUAUCCGGACUCGGUCGUGUUGCUGAGCAGCGCCGUGAUUUCAUUCAGAUGCAGAAAGUUGAGGAGAGUGUAUCUGGAGCAUGGGCAGUGGCUGCAAAAUGUUUUAGAAUAAGGGGGUUUGGACACCACUGAGGUGGCUAAUAACGUUCACAUUUCCAUUUACAACUGGGGAUCUGCUUUCCUUCAUCCAGACUGACCACUUCAGGUGUGCCAGGAACGAACACUUCCGUCUCUGUGCACUGGGAAUCUCGGUGAAGAGUUCUCGUCCCUCUCUUGUCUUUUUUUUUUUUAAGUAACCGUAUGUGUGAAUUCUCUUGGUCACUUCCUCCACCUGUGCACAAGAAGCCAUCGUGUAAUUUGCGCCUCUCCACAGUCAGAGUGGAGGUCCAUUCUGGUUUCUCCGUGACAUUUAGUGCCACGGUUCGGUGUCCUGACUCCAUGUUUCUUCUCCUCAAAAUGUCUUUCUAUGAGCUGUAGACACCUUGUCUCUUAACCUCUGGGAAAACAAGACUUACCCCAGUUCUGUCUGUAUAUUUUAUAUAUGUAAGACACGACCUCUUAUAAGACCGAUACCUUCUCGAUUUUUACUCUUUUUCAUUCACAGUAAAGGCCAACUGUGGUCAUAGAGAAAUCAAAAAGAAAUGCUGAGUUUAACAGAAAGCCACCAUGAUAUUCACUGUGCCGGUAGUACAUUUUAGGUCACUGUAUUUACAGGAAUUUCUGAUAAAUACAGCUUAGGUAAGUGGCAAGUGAGCCAAUUAAGACUAUAGCUUUUAAGACUACAUUUAGACAAUUCAAUUUUAAGAGUUCUCAAUUUGCAAUACUCAUAACUGUGCUCUAAUGAGAGCGAAUCCUAUGUCUGCAGAGAUUGGUGAAGCCAUGGCCUUUAUUACCUUCUUGAACCCUGAACAUGCAUAUAUGAAAUUUUUAAAAUGUGCUAUGUGUUCAUGUAGUGUGUACGUGUAGUGGUGUUUUCUAUCCUUAUAAAUAUCUUACGAAUCACUGUAGAGAUGGUGAGUUUAGAGUAGUGUAGUCUGGAAUUUUUUUUUCCUUACUGUAAUAAUAGCUAAACCUAAAAUUGUUUCCUUUAGGGGAGACCAUUUCAAUCACUUUCUAUUUGUUUGUCUUCAUAUUAUAGGGUCUCAGGCAAAGUUUUCCGUUUAAAUCUUGUAUAUUGAUGUGACAUUUUCAUCCUGUUGCUCAGCAGUGAAACCUAACAGAAGACCUUAAUGUAACAUGUUUUUCUUUUUCUUUUUCUUUUUUUAAAAUUUCUUCAUUUACUGAAAAAAGAGGUCUCAAUUCAUUUUACUGAGCUCUUCUUUUUCUAGGGCAAAUAUCAUUGUCAUUUGCCAACGAUGAUGUGAAUUUCUAGGUUUCAAGAAUUACCUGUGGAAACUGUAGAAAAGGAAAGAAAGAUGGGUGUUGAGCUGUAGGUGUUCAUCUCUCUGUCUCCAGUGCAUGUCUGUCUUGUUCUCCUUCCCUCCCUCUGUCCCAAAGCUCGAGCUUCCUCCAAUCUGUCACAGAAACUAACCUGAGCUUCCCCUAGACGCAGCAUUAGGAGGCUAAGCUGUGACCUCACGUGUCCAGUGUCUCCCACAGUGACCGUCUUGCCGUGAACACUGGUUUCCCCCACGAAAGCCAUAUUGCUGAGAAGCCCCUGUUACUUUAGUGGGUGUCACAGAGGGGUUCCAAAAAUUACCCUCUCCAAUUGAUAACCGGUGGGGUGGGAGUGGCAGGGAGGAAACCACUUAGUUUUGGAAAUUAUCUACAGCCUUUCCAAUUUGAAGGCUGAAGAAAAAAAAGCUGCAAUCAAUUAGCAUUCUCUUGAGGGACUGGUUUGUGUGUGUCAGGGUGAAUGAUUUUUGGCUUCCCUCUCUCGCCUCUUGGCAAAAACUGGAGUCGGAUGCUGGGUGCCAACCCCAUUUCUGCUCAUUGUUGCUGUUGUGAUUAAAAAAAGGUGGGGGUGGUGGGACCUUCCGGCUGCUGCCAGGUUUGUUUUCUGCACACUGAAAGUUGACUUGUGAGGGCAGGGACCUCCUUGCUGGCUACACACUGCGGCGUGUUUUUCAGUGGGGGCAGCUCCAUUUGGGUUCCCUGGGAUUUGUCCAAGUUAAGACCCAGUAGCGUUCCCUGAACAGCCAGGGUGUUUUUCCUUUUCCUUACAAUUUCCAAGUUUCACGUAAAAUUCGCUUCAAGGUGAAAGGUUCCGAACUUAUUGUGGAAAGAGUGACUUUGUGAGCUCAGUGUCACCCAUUUCUUGAGCCAUGUUCAACUUCGAGGCUUUCCCUGGUAGAGAGGUGGUCAGUGUCUGAGCUGAUUUGUCAUGGGGCAUCAGCCUUUGCAGCCUCCCCCUAGACUGGGGUGGACGUUUCCACACGGUGUGUUUUCUGCCACAGUCAAUUGGAAGAAAAAAAUAUAUAUACAUGAAUGGAAAAGAAAGAAAAUGAACAGCAUUGUCACAAGCUGCUACUUGAACGUUCUCCUUCAAACUGAGUUAAAAAUCAAGUUGCUGAGGAAAAACUUCCAUUGGUUUACUGUAGAGAGUGGUGGACUAUUUUCCACGUGUGAGAUUAUUUCCCAACACCAACAAAUGCCAGAAACCCAUUCAGAGAAAAAAAAAAAAAGCCAUAUGUUAAAAACAGUAACCUUGUAAUAUCCUUAAAGGAGAAAAAAAAUGUAUAUUUCUUACCUAUUGGUGUUGUGGCUUCUUCUGCAAAUAUUUGUCUUGCAUAUUAGUAACUUUUAAUCUCUUUCGGGCUGUGUGUUUGUCAUGUACAGGUGUGUCCAAUCUGAUCUUAUUUUGUUUGUUUCUUUUUUUUUCUAUUUAUUCGUUGCAUGAAAGCUGUGGUUAAUGCAAAAUCUCGAUGACCUCAAUGUCUUUGAAAUUUCCCAUGUGUUUUUAAUGUGUAAGAAGUGUAAUCCACUGGUAUUUCAGUGAGCGGCACUUUAAAAAGAAUUUAACACAAUGAUCUUUAAAUGGAUAAGACUUGGGUUGUCUUUACGCGGAUAAUACCGCCUCCGAGUUGAGUGUCCCUUACUGAAGUUCUUAUUCUGCUAUCGACACGUGCCUCCGUGCUUCCUGACGAACUUCACCCGUCCGCAUGGUCUUCCCAUGCCUAAAAUUAAAAAUGUUUCUUUCCCCUUUGUGCCCUUGGCCAUCACUCCCGGUCCUCUUCCCAGAGACUUGCACAAUGACAAUUGCUUACCAUAUGCAGAUGACUCAAGGGAGAGCACGCUGUAUAGCAGGUUGUCUCGCAGGGACCAAAAGCCCCGGCCAAGCAAAUGAGCAUUUCCUCCGCUUCACGCUGGCUGGGUAUCAUGCAGAAAACUUCCAGGCCGGGAGUAAAGGUUUGGGUGAGUCUAAUUUCAAUAGUCAUUUCUCCACGAAGUGUCCCGAGGAUUUGUAAAAGCAGAGCUCCCUGUCUUUCCCAGAUUUUGCUUCCAACAGAAAGGUCAAGUGAUUUUGCAUUGUGGUCUUGGCCAGGAUCACCGCUGAGCAGCCUGCAGCCAAAGAGAAAAAGUCUUUUCGGAUUAGGCGUGCAUCACCUGUGAACGCAGUGGUCUGAUUUGCUUGCUGUGGAUUAAAUACAUCUUCAGGUAACCAUUUGCCUUAUAGGUGUAUUUUAUUGUUAGGGUGAUAGUAAUUGACUAGGUCCUGUUCUUCCUUUCUUUUUUUUUCGUCUUUCUUUUGCACUUUAUUAUGGACCUAUCAUGGGAUAGGUUAUUUGGAAAUUGCAUACUUGACUAAUGUCCUAAUUGCAGGCAUCUUAUGUGUAACUGUUGCCUAUGAAUAAAGAUAUAUUCCCUAAUCAGGUCCUUAUAUUUUUUCAUUAACUGUACAUGAAGAAAAUAUAUUAUGUUACAAAUGAUGCAUCAUAUAUAUAUAUAUAUAUCUUACAGAGUACAUAUUAUAUACCGUGCAUUAUUCAUUUUAAAAAGUCAUUAUUCUUGAGGCCCUACCUCAAAUUUUGUAUUUAUGUCUACAAAUGCAAUUUAUUGUAUUAUAUAUUUGCCUAUUAUAUACUGGUAUAAAUUAGAAUUUAUCUUAAUAAUGUAUGAGUUCACAAAACCCUAAAUAAAUGUCAGUGUUUAAAACAUGAUGAUUAUAGUAUCGUGUCUAUUACAAACCCAUUACCCACAUUCUCUCUCUCUUAACACA